CCUGGAUGCAACCAGUCACUCCGCAGCCCUGAUACGGCAUGCCGUCAGCUCGCGCCGGUGCCUCAGCCUGCCUCAGUCCGCCAGUUUCUCCAUCCGCCAGUUUUUCCGUGAACAGCAUAUGUAGUCAACCUAAGCAGGUUGCCGGUGUGUGUGUGUGGCUCUGCUACAAUAGUCUAGUCACCAUGGGCCUCACCAUCCAAACAACGGCUAUUUUGCUCAUCAUCGUGACCAUCAUCGCCAUCUACGGGGUCUCCAGGAAUUCAUUUGAUGAGAAGUUUGCUUCCGUGCUCGUGGCAAGAUGCAUCAACACCAGCAGCAGCAACAGCGCCAGGCCCUCACCUCCGCCCACCAGAGCACCAAGGGACGGGGCCUUCUAUCGGGAGGCAGACAUCGCCACGUGGGACGAGGAUUGGGGUAAGGGGUACAGGUGA
Molecule: messenger RNA, 431 nt
Organism: Eriocheir sinensis (Chinese mitten crab)
Lineage: Eukaryota; Metazoa; Arthropoda; Malacostraca; Decapoda; Varunidae
Exons: 4
Coding region: 39-431 (130 amino acids)
Source: RefSeq, a predicted model, not a curated record